AUGGAUGCAGUUUCAGUUAUAGUAACCAUUGGAGGAUACUUUUUGGACCCAAUCAGAAAACAUUAUGGCUAUCUGAUUCACUACAAUAGCAACAUCAAGGAUCUCGAAAUUAAAAUUCAGAAGUUGCGUGACAAAAGAGAUGGGGUGCAAUUAGAAAUUGGCGCAACAAAAAGGAACGGACAGGUAAUAGCACCUGAGGUUGAGACGUGGAUUGAAAAGGUACGCAACAUCCUUGAUGAAGAUGUUGAAGCGAAUAAGAUGAGCUUGGAUGGAUGGUGUCUACGUUAUUCCUUGAGUAGAAAAGCUAAGAAGAAGACUCUGGAAAUUGAUGGGCUUCUAAUUGAUGCAACCCCAUUUGUUACUAAAGCGUCCUAUCCUCCUCCUCCGUUGGGAAUAGGAUCUUCAUCCAUAGAAGGUAUUAUGGAUUUUGAGUCAAGAACAAAAAUGAGGAAAGAAGUUUUAAAGGUACUAAGAGCUGACAAGAUCAAUAUGAUUGCCAUAUGCGGUAUGGGGGGGAUAGGAAAAACAACAAUGGCAAAAGAGGUAGCAAAAAGAGCAAAAGAUGAUAAGUUAUUUGAUGAAGUUGUGAUGGCAGUGGUGUCCCAGAAUAGAGACUUGAGCAAGAUUCAAGGUCAAAUUGUGGAUAUGCUAGGUCUGGAACUUAAAAGGGAGAGUGAAGGUGGAAGAGCAGAGCAGCUAUAUUCAAGACUAAAGGAUAUUAAGAGUGUUCUUGUAAUAUUAGAUGAUGUUUGGGAUGCACUUGAUUUAGAUCUUGUAGGAAUUCCUUAUGGAAGUCAACACAAUAGAUGCAAAAUCUUGUUGACAUCACGAAGUGAAGAAGCCUGCACUCAGAUGAAAGCUCAAAAGAUUUUUCCAAUCAAAGUCUUACCUGAUGAAGAAGCAUGGAAUCUUUUCAAGGGGAUGGCAGGUAAUUGUAUCAAUACUCCCAGUCUACAUCCAAUAGCAAAAAAGGUUGCAAAGGAAUGUGGAGGUCUACAUGUUGCUAUUGUAAUUGUUGGAAGAGCCCUAGAAAACAAAAGUGAAUUUGAGUGGAGUGCUGCACUUCAACAGCUUAAAAAUGCUAUCCCAAAAAAUAUUCCUGGUCUUGAUUCAAAGGUGUAUUCCAGCAUAGAGCUUAGUUAUAGUUACUUAAAAAGUGAUGACGCAAAGUCAUGCUUUUUGCUAUGCUGUUUAUUCGCAGAAGAUAGUAAUAUUCCCAUUGAAUUUUUAGUGAGGUAUGGGGUGGGACAAAGGUUGUUUGCAAAGAUUGAUACUAUUGCAGAUGCAAGAAAUAGAGUACAUGCAAUAGUUAAGAAUCUCAUAAGAUCAUUUCUACUAUUAGAUAGUGAUGAAGGAGAAGAACAUGUCAAAAUACAUGAUGUUGUACGGGAUGUUGCAAUAUCAAUUGCAGAAAAUAAAGGUUUUCUGGUUCGAUGUAAUGAAACAAAGGAAGAAUGGCCAGAAAAAGAUUCUUGCGAGUGUUCUACUGCAAUUUUGCUUGUAUCCAAAGAAUUGAAAAGGCAUCCCGGUGGCUUAGAGUGUCCUAAACUUGAGCUUUUGCAGCUAUCAUGUGACAAAGACACUUUGCAGAUGCUCCCACCCAAUCUAUUUACAGGGAUGAAUGGUUUAAAGGUUUUGUCUCUAAUAAAUAUGUCCUUUCCAUCACUACCACAAUCAAUCAAUGUCCUUCAAAACCUUCGGACCCUGCAAUUUGUUAGUUGUGAGAUAACAGAUGUGUCAGCAAUUGGAGAACUUAGGAAACUAGAAAUUCUUAGCUUUAUUGGAUCUAAAAUCAAGGAGCUGCCAGGAGAUAUGAGAAAUCUUAGUUAUCUAAAGUUGUUAGAAUUGACAGAAUGCAGUGAUCUUGAGCGAAUUCCACCUGAUCUCCUAUCAAGUUUAUCUCACCUAGAAGAGUUGUACAUGUUCGGAGUAGAUGUGAAGUGGAAACCUAUGGAAGAGGAAGAAGAAAAAAAGGGAGCAAAUGCAAGCCUUACUGAACUCAUGUCUUUGUCCUAUUUGGUGGCUUUAAAAAUUCAAAUACCAAAUAUUAAGGUCUUGCCAAAAGACUUGCCCUUCAAAAAUGAAACGAUAAAAUUUCAGAUAUUUGCAGGUAAUAAUGUGAAAAUUGAUGAGCAUAAUUUCAAGGAAUAUUAUGAUUAUUUAAUUAAAAAUAGUUUGGGAUUUGCAAGUUGUGACGUAAAUGAUAUUGCGGAGAGUCGGAUGCUUCUUCAACUUUUCAAGAAAUCUGAAAUUUUAAAGUUGAAAGAAAUAAAAGAUUUAAAAAACAUUGUGUAUGAGUUAGACAAAGAGGGUUUUCAAUGCUUGAAGGUUCUAGAAGUUGGUGGAAGUGAUGAUGUAGAAUAUGUAAUGGAUGCAACAUCAGAUCAGAAUCCUCAUGCUGCCUUCCCUAUCCUGGAGUCACUGAAAGUGUUUCGACUAAAUAAUUUAAAAGAGAUAUAUCAUGGCCAAUACCCAAAGAGAUCCUUUAACAGUGCUUGUUUUGGCAACCUCAAAUCUCUUUGUCUAGAAAAGUGCCAACAUUUGAAAAAUGUAUUUUCAUUGUCCAUAGCAAGAGGUUUGGUUCAACUCCAAAAGUUAGAAAUAGAUGACUGUGAUGACAUGGAAGGAUGUUUUCACAAGGAAGGAGAAGAUGAGAAGGCACUAAAUGAUAACAUCAUGUUUCCGCAAUUAACGUCUAUAGAGCUGGACUCUCUACCAAGACUCAUUGGCUUUUGUACAGGCGUGGGUCCCGUUGAGCUUGUCCAACCAUCCUUGAAUCGAGAGGUUGGAAGGAUCGGCACUAAUGAAGUGACCAAUCUUGAAAAGCAUAAGAUGACAGACAUUCAACAACAUACUGGCCCCUUUCCAGAAUCAACACCCAUUAUCUCUCAUAAACUCUUCUUAUCCAACACCAUCUUGUGGCCACCGAAUUUAAAAUAUCUUGAAUUGUGGAAAGCUGAUUCACUAGAAGUGGUAUUUGAUCUUAAAGGACUAAACAUCAACGAUAACCACCAGAAGAUCAUUGUACUUGCUCAAUUGAAAACUUUAGAGGUAAAAGAUUUAUCUAAGUUGACAGACGUGUGGAAGAAUGUUCCACUAGGAAUUCAAGGCUUUCAAAAACUAACAUCCAUUGAAGUAAGUAAAUGUCAUCGUCUAAGAUAUUUAUUCCCAACUUCUAUUGCAAAACUGCUUGUGGAACUUCAAAGCAUUGAGAUAGAAGAAUGUGACGCAAUCGAAAACAUUGUUCAAAGAGAUGGAGAAGAAGAGGCAACGGAUAUCAUCCUGUUCCCUAGAGUUAGUUCCUUGAAACUACAAGAGCUGCCAAAUAUGAUGAGUCUUUGUAUCAAAACUUAUUCUUUUGAAUGGUCAUCCAUUAAGGAGAUUUAUUUGUAUCGUUGUCCAAAAUUGAAAACAAUUGGUUCAGAAAUUCAGAGCCCAAGAAAGUCGAAGAAAAUCAAUAGGGAACUGUAUUCAAGACCCAAUGAGCAUGAACUUGGGUCCCUUGGUUUUCUCUGGCGAUGCCUUGAGUGUGUACCACGUCACAAAAAUUAUGGUUUGACGGCUGUGUCAGACCAAGGCACCACCAAUAAAACCCAAAGAAGCUACUCUGUGAAGAAAGAGGAAAAGCAGGCGAAUCAUGAGACACAGCAAGAAGAGCAAACUGAGACUAUUGAGAAUGAUAAGUGA
Quercus robur (English oak) is the source of this 3687-nucleotide messenger RNA. Its product is annotated as probable disease resistance protein At4g27220. Lineage: Eukaryota; Viridiplantae; Streptophyta; Magnoliopsida; Fagales; Fagaceae. The record is from RefSeq and is a predicted model, not a curated record. The transcript is spliced from 3 exons. Gene Ontology annotation, molecular function: ADP binding; ATP hydrolysis activity. The coding region runs from base 1 to 3687 and encodes 1228 amino acids.